Molecule: messenger RNA, 558 nt
Organism: Cladocopium goreaui
Lineage: Eukaryota; Dinophyceae; Suessiales; Symbiodiniaceae
Source: the annotation of a GenBank genome assembly
AUGGCCUUAGGCAUUUGCUAUGCCAUGCUGGGUCCCACACUUCUAGAUCUCACGGAGCGUUUGCAGUGCUCCGCAACCAUGGCCUCGUUGCUCUUCUCGGCACGUGCAGCUGGCUACUUGCUGGGAUCGACCCUCGGGGGACCCAUGGUGGACAGGUCCUCCAAUCCUGCCAUGUUGCUACUGUGGGGUACGGUUGGCAGUGCCCUUGGGGCUCUUUGCGUGCCGUUCCUUCACAGCUUGAGCUUGGCAUAUCUCUCACAAUCCUUGCAGGGCAUCAGCAUGGGCUUGUUGGACACCGGCGGCAACGUCCUAAUGCUCACAGUCUGGCGGGGCAGCAAACAUGUCAAUGGCGCCGUGCACGGUUUCCACUUCCUCUUCGGCCUGGGCGCCUUCAUCGCGCCCCUUUGCGUCGGCCUGGUUCUGCGCUGCGGCGGCGACGACGCAGUGCAGGCCUGGUGGGUGCCUGUGGCCACCUAUGUGCCCGCGUGCCUCUGUUUAUUUUUGCUCAGCUUUCAGAAGCAGCCGAAGACCGGUGCAGACGACACAGAGGUGCCGUGA